Molecule: messenger RNA, 3382 nt
Organism: Aphanomyces invadans
Lineage: Eukaryota; Oomycota; Saprolegniomycetes; Saprolegniales; Verrucalvaceae
Exons: 9
Coding region: 32-3355 (1107 amino acids)
Biological process (GO): dephosphorylation
Molecular function (GO): metal ion binding; phosphatase activity
Source: RefSeq, a predicted model, not a curated record
GAAAACGAACCCGACCUCGGCGGACCGGCACAUGACGCACCACUUGUCGCGGUCUGUUCAAGUCCAGGGCGCCUCGGGGGUGUCAGCGACCCGUCGACGGCCAGACGAAGCGUCGCCACUGCGGGAGGAAACCUUUCGCCAGAUGAUGCUCCUGCAUGAGGCGCAGAAAGUCGUGUCGUGGGUCCCCGACUCUCUUGCCGAUCGAUGCUACCAUUGCCAGGCCAUGUUCUCGCUCGUGCUGCGCCGUCACCACUGCCGUCGUUGCGGCAACGUGUUUUGUGAUGGAUGCUCGUCUUCCCGCAUGCCUCUUGUGAGCGCCGGGUUCUUUACCCCUGUCCGCGUGUGCGACAAAUGUUGCGACGCUGCCAAGAAGACCCACCGCCGUAUGUACAACGAACGGCGUCGCCUCAGUCAAAGCGUGUCCAGUGUUGGGCCAGCACAUGGCAGCAUUGAAGCGCUAGCGUCGUCCUCCCAUCACGAUCUCCAUACGCUUCUGACGCUGUCGCCCAUGGACGAGUCGGAAACGUACUCAAACUACACGGCCAGCCCCGCGGGUCACGCGCUAACGACCAUGAUCGACGUCAUUCCCGGCGAAGUCGUUAUGUAUCGAGGUCCAAACGUUCGUUUGCGUUGCAUUCCAAACGGCUGCGAAUACGCGGGCACGGUUUACAUCAGCAACUACCGCCUCGUGUUUUCCCAGACCGCGGCGCCUUGCCUCAGUACGUCCGAAGCAUGCGCUCGAACGCACAGCCGGCACGCGACGGUGGUCUUGCAAGCCGAUCAUGUCACGACUGCCCCCCGGUACCACGCGAUUCCUUUGCGUACGAUCGAGCGCGUGAAGCGGCAAGAAUUGGCCGAGUCCGACACUGGUAACCAACCGAUGGGCAGAGUGCUCACGGUAUUUUGCAAAGACUUGCGCCGCGUCCAGCUCGUGUUUCUCGGGCUCGUGAAGCAGCAAACGUUCAGCCACUUUGACCGUUGUGACCGAGAACUGAGAGGUCGCGGCGGGGCAACGCAUUUCGCCAAAGUUCACCAAGAGCAGUUCCCUCGCGCCGUCUUGGACGGAUGGACCGUGUACGACCCGGUGGCCGAAUUCAAUCGGCUCGGCGUCGGUGCCACGACCAAGUGGCGCAUCACCGACAUCAACCAAACGUAUUCGUUCUGCCCAACGUACUCGGCAUCCAUUGCCGUGCCUGCCGCCAUCUCGGACGACGUGCUGGCCACAGCAGGCGCGUUUCGAUCCAAAGCUCGCAUCCCAGCGCUGACGUGGCGAGACAAAAAAUCCGGGGCCACGAUUUGCCGCAGCUCCCAGCCCCUUGUAGGUUUGGGGCAAAAGCAGUGUGCGGAAGACAUCUUGUUGAUCCAAGCCAUUGCUGCGACGAACCCGAGCAGCUCCACGAUGGUGAUUGUGGACGCGCGGCCGUGGCGCAAUGCAAUGGCUCAAAAGACGGUCGGGAUGGCAGGGUAUGAAUUGACUGCCCAUUACGAAGUCAAGACCGUGCCGGACAAAGAAAACGCCGAAGCGGUGCCGCCGUCGUCGCCGCCACAGCCAAGCACGGUUGACCGAGUAGUCGACGAGACAGUCAUGCUGGGGCCGAUUACGUGCCGCCUGGUCUUUAUGGGCAUCGAAAACAUUCACGUGAUGCGCAAGAGCUUCCAGAAACUCACCGACUUGUGCUUGGCCCCCGAUCCGUUGAUGGAGCCACCCGGUCGGUGGCAUGAACAGCUGGCCCAAACCAAAUGGAUGGACCACCUGAGCCGAAUCUUACACGCCGCCGUGGAAAUUGUUCGACUGGUCAAAACCGACACCGCGAGCGUGCUUGUGCAUUGCAGCGACGGGUGGGACCGCACGUCACAGGUCACGGCACUCGCAGAGCUCAUGCUGGACCCGUACUACCGCACGAUUCGUGGGUUCGCGUUGCUCGUGGAAAAGGACUGGUGCAGCUUUGGCUACAAGUUUUGCGAACGCACGGGGCACGUCGCGGACCCGAACAGCCAGGAAAUCUCGGUCGUGUUUGUCCAGUGGAUGGACUGCGUGUGGCAAAUGUGCAGGCAAUUUCCGUGCUCGUUUGAGUUCAACACGAGGUUCCUCAUCUUGGUUCUGGACCACUUGUACUCGUGCCGAUUUGGAACGUUUCUCUACGACUCGGAGCAGCGCCGAGUCGUUGAAGAGCGCCAGGCCCCGACCACGUCGCUGUGGACGUAUCUGUCGAGUCUGGAGCGGUCCUUCAUUACGAAUCCAUUCUACGAACCGCGCAAGUAUUCACGGCAAAACUGGCAUGCUCGCGUCGUCGAGCGGCGACAAGCGAACGAGUUCCCCAUGUCGCAAUGGCAGCAGCCCGUCGAGGACCACCACCACGCCCCCGUUGACGGCCAUGGUUUGGUGGGGCUCGAAGAAAAGGAAGACGGAGUUGUCAUCGUCCACACGGACAGCUCGCAACACUUGGAGGCUCUGGCGUCGCCUCAUCAUGCGGACCAUGUCGCUUCCGACGACUUGUUUGGCGCGAAAAGGCCCAAGAACGGCGCUGCGUUCGUCGACGACAUCAAAGCCAGGGGAGGCAAACCCAAGAAAAAGUUUCACUCGAUUGUGCAAGACUUGGAUGCGGGGCUUAUGUUUCCCCACGUGAUCGAGACCGUCGCGACGCCGCUGUCCAGUCCCGCCUACGCCUCGCCCUUGAUGGACUACACUGGCGGCGCCGACGAAGAUGACGACGUCGACCUUGAGCUCCUCCCACGGGAUGACAGCAUGGCAGACGACGAGCCUGGACAUCUAGACGCACGGUCCAGCACGUCCAGUAGCAGCAGCAGCUGUGACGAGAGCGAAGGGAGUCAAGCCAGCAGCAAGGACGUGCCAAGCUUUGGGCCGGACGCAGAUGUGCUGCUCCCGAGCGUGUCGGUGAAAUGUUUGAGGCUCUGGACAGAGUACUACCUCCGGUGGGAAGCCACAGCCACGAUCGAUCGCAACGGCGAUCUUGAGCGCGAAGCCAAGCUCCGCGACGUCCUCGCCGAGUUAGAAUACUACAAGAAGCAGCAACGCAGGCGGGAACCGGGUGGUUCGAGGAGGCGCGGUCGAAGACAACCAAGACGAAGCUCCAAGGACGACGACGACGGCGAGAUGGUCGGGUUGGCCAUGGAGGACCUGUUCGAAGUAGAAUCGAGGCAAGUCGUGGCACAUGUAUUGCCCCCCUUAUCGGCCCCCCCUGCGACGCGUUCGUCGGCGCUGUCGCUGGUCACAUUGCGCGCGCACAACCACCGGUGUGAUAUCGCCCAACGCGACGAGCGCCAUCGACAAGCUAUGGACCGAAUGCAGAUGCCCUACGAAGACUUGAUAUCACAGCAAUUACAGCACUAUUAACACGACAGAGACACGAGCGUGAGAUAA